Molecule: messenger RNA, 2957 nt
Organism: Tachyglossus aculeatus (Australian echidna)
Lineage: Eukaryota; Metazoa; Chordata; Mammalia; Monotremata; Tachyglossidae
Gene: ANO9
Product: anoctamin 9
Exons: 24
Coding region: 1-2811 (936 amino acids)
Biological process (GO): chloride transmembrane transport
Cellular component (GO): plasma membrane
Molecular function (GO): chloride channel activity
Source: RefSeq, a predicted model, not a curated record
AUGGUCGGCCCCGGGGCAUGCUGGGACGCCGAGUCUCCCGGGCCGCCGCGGAUUAUGACGGGACUUGUGGUCCUCCUGAGGGGCCAUGGUCGGCCCCGAGGCAUUCUGGGACGCCGAGGCCCUCGAGACUCGAGGAGAGCCCUGCCCGGCCCCGAGGCAUUCUGGGACAGCGAGUCUCUCGGGCCGCCGCGGAGCACGCCGGGACUCAUGGUCCUCCUGGGGAGCCAGGGUUGGCCCCGGGGCAUUCUGGGACGCCUAGUCUCUCGGGCCGCCUUAGAGCAUGCCGGGACUCUUGCCGCCGCCGCGGAGCAUGCCGGGACGCGUGGUCCUACUGAGGAGCCCUGGCUGGCCCCGGGGCAUUCUGGGACACCGAGUCUCUCAGUCCGCACGAGGUUGGGGCAGCCGCGGAGCGCGCCGGGACCUGUGGGCGUCCUGAACAACCCUGGCCGGCCCCGGGGCAUUCUGGGACACCGUAGGGCCGCGGAGCAUGCCGGGACUCGUGGUCAUUCUGGGGACAACGGAAUUCUGUUUGUUCCCCGGAGAGAAAACUUCCAGCUCAUGGAUCUUGGAACCCAGGAGAAGUUCGAUUUCGUCCUGGUCUCUGACCUGAGCAAGAACAGCAAUAAGAAGGACGUCAAGAGGAGGAGGUUUUUCGACGAACUGAGCAGGAAAGGUUUCACCAUCAAGAAAAUUGAAGACCAGAACAAAAUGUUCUACGGCAUCCGGGCGGGAAGCGGCCUCUUUCACCAGUACCAGGGGCUCCUCAAGCAGCCAGACUGCAUCCCCCAGCCCCCCGGGGGGCUGGGGGACGAUGUGCCGGAGACCACCAGAAUCCGAAUCGUCAACUUCAUCCUGACGAAGAUGGUGGUGGACGAAGAAAGGCUAGAAGAUCUGAUCCAGCAUCACGUCUUUGAAACCAAGUUCCCCCUGCACAAGGAGGGCAGGACGGCCAGCUCCGGCUGGCAGAGGGAGGGAGACCGGGCCCAGGGGUCCGCCUGGAAGACGGGUUGGUUCCGGGGCCUGUUCUUCCCGUGGAAGAUUGACGACAUCAGGGACUACUUUGGGGAGAAGGUGGCUCUGUACUUCGCCUGGCUGGGCUGGUACACGCUCAUGCUGUUGCCCGCCACCCUGGCCGGACUCAUCACCUUCUUCAGCGGCUUCUCCCUCUUCCACGCCAGUCAGAUCAGCAUUGAGAUCUGCCAGGCCAACGAAACCAUCAUGUGCCCCCUCUGCGACCAGAACUGCCCAUACUGGCGGCUCUCGGACAUCUGCACCUUCUCCAAGAUCACCCACCUGUUCGACAACGAGGGCACCGUGAUCUUCGCCAUCCUGAUGGCUUUGUGGGCCACCGUGUUUCUGGAAUUGUGGAAACGGCAGCGGGCCCAAGACGUCUCCGGCUGGAACCUCUACCUUUGGGACCAGGAUGAGGAGGAGUUGGCCCUGGAACUCAUCAACAGCUCCGACCACCAAUCGCCCGGAUACCAGCACUCCUACCUGCGCAGCUCUGUCGUCCUGUUCCUGUCCCUGAUCAUGAUCUGCCUGGCGAUCGGCAUCGCCCAAGCGCUGGUCGUCUACCGCGUCCUGUCCGUCGCCUUCUUCAGCAACUCCCAGUGGGACUUCCUGAGGCAGCAGGCCAACACCGUGGCCAUCGUCACCGGCGCGUUGGCCCACUACCUCACCAUUAUCCUCAUGACCAAGGUGAACAGGCUGGUGGCUCUCAAGCUCUGCGCCUACGAGAAGCAGCGGAACUUCUCCGAGCGCGAGAACAGCUUCACCGUCAAAUUCUUCACCUUCCAGUUCUUCACCCACUUCUCCUCCCUCAUCUACACCGCCUUCUUCUUGGGCAGGAUAAACGGUCACCCCGGAAAAUACGUGCGCAUCGCUGGCCAGUGGAGGCUGGAGGAGUGCCACCCGAGCGGCUGCAUGAUGGACCUGUUUGUGCAGAUGGCCGUCAUCAUGGGCCUCAAACAGACUCUGAACAACUGCGUCGAGUAUUUAGUCCCGUGGCUGAAACACCGCUUCCGGCAGCUCCGGGGGUCCCCCCAGGGCAAGGGAAGCGGGGAAAUGGGCAAGGAGAGCGAGGUGGACUCGUGCCUGGAGCAGUGGCUGGACAACUACGUUCUCAACGAAAUCAACGUCUUCAGCCUCUUCGACGAGUUCAUGGAGAUGAUGAUCCAGUACAGUUUCACCACCAUCUUCGUGGCCGCCUUCCCGCUGGCUCCUCUGCUGGCCCUCUUCAAUAACCUCGUGGAGAUCCGGCUGGACGCCUUCAAGAUGACCCGGCUUCAGAGGCGCCUCGUGCCCCGGAAGGCCAAGGACAUCGGGAUCUGGCUGCAGGUCCUGGAGGCCAUCGGGGUCCUGGCCGUCAUCGCCAACGGGCUGGUGAUCGCCUUCACUUCGGAGUUCAUCCCCCGCCUCGUCUACAAGUACCGCUACGGGCCGUGCCGGGACCGGGCCACGGACAACUGCCUGAUGGGCUACGUCAAUCACAGCCUCUCCGUGUUCUACAUCAAAGACCUCCAGGACUCCAAGGGCUUCCAAGAAUCCAAUUCCGAACAUCCCGGGAAUAUCACCGAAUGCCGGUACCGUGAUUACCGAAACCCCAACGAUUACGAUUUCUCCGAACAGUUCUGGUUCAUCUUGGCCAUCCGGCUGGCUUUCGUGAUCAUCUUCGAGCACGUGGCUCUGUGCAUCAAGCUGGUGGCGGCCUGGUUCGUGCCCGACGUCCCGCAGUCGGUGAAGAACGACCUCCUGAGGGAGAAACAGUGCGGCCUGAUGAAGAGAUUGAGCUCCAGGUGUACGGACGUGUAGCCGCCGGCCGGAGAGGUGAUGCCCGUCGGAAGCCACGAGGCCUGGUCAUCCCCACCCCUGGGCUGUUCACGUCUCUCCCCAAGACGGGACGUCUCUGUGCCGAAGCCACGGGGAAACGAGGAAGGGUUUCGGGGAGGGUCUGCAGG